UAUCAAAGUAAUAACUUUGAGAUUCUUGACGUAAAACUAUAUACACCAACGAUGCGAUGCUUCGUGCCUUUCUGCGGAAAUACUUCUGGCAAUGAAUCUACGUCCGGGGAGGACGUAACCUACGAAUUACCUUCCAUGGGAAGCAAAGAAAUUGGAAGCUCAGUUUAAUACUAAGGAUGAAGAAAUUGACAAGCAGAUAAAAAAGUAUUAGAAGCAUAAUUGUCAGAGAAGGUAUAAACUUAAAUAGGACAAAGAUAUCUUAGCUAAUGAAAUUCAAGAAAAGCACAAGGUUAAAUGAAAAAUAAAGAUGAAAACUCGUUGUUGCUUUUUCUCCAAAAGCAAAGGAAUUAGAAGCUCAGUUAAAUAAAAAGCAUGAAGAAAGCAAGCUUAAAAAGGAAAAUGCAGGAUAUUUAUAUGUUAGGUGAAGAAACUUCUGCAUCAUUGCAAGAUAUUGAGAAUUUGUCACACAAACAAAGUGGUCAUUCAAAUAGUUCAGGUAAGGAAAGUCGUAAAAUAAGUAGAAAACGUAGACAUUCUAUAACAGACAAAGAUGGUACUGUAUCAAAGAAGCUGUGUUUAAAUGUGACUGUUAAUAGUAAUGAAGAUUCAGAGUUCCCUACUGAUUUACAGGAUAAGCCAGAACAUGAUGAAUUGGAUAAUACUUGUCAAACUAAGCAAUAUAUUCCUCAUCACUUGAUUGGACUUAUGUAUCAAUUACACUUAUCUGUGCUUUGCUUACUUAGAUUGUCUAUGUAUAAAAAUAAAUAUCCUCUACUGUCACUAGCGUUUGGAGAUUCAGAAAUUGAUAAAUUUAAUGAUAUUGUAUUUCGUUAUGAUAAGAAGUCUAUUCAUAUAAAAAUUGAAAAUGUAGAUAAGUAUUACUUAAAUAAUAGCAUUAAUUAUGCUAGAUUAUUCACUAAAGAAAAACGAAGUUUCGCUAUCAAUAACUACUUUGAUAGUUUUGUUAAAUAUCUAAUCUCUAAAUCUGAUAGUUUAUCAAAUAAUAUAGAAUAUCUUAUUGUAUAUACUAAUUCAGGGUUUGAUCUUACACCAGAAAAUAAUUUAAGAGAAGGAAAAUUCAAAAAUUUUUAUCCUUUUAAAUUUGAAAGCGUAAACAUAGAAGAGUUAGACAUUUUAAAGGACUUUUUGUUUAUAAAUAAUAAUACGCAAGAGAGUGGUCUUUAUCGAUUUUCGCGAGAUAAAACAACAAAAGAAGAACUUUCAGAAAGGUUAGAAUUUUCUUCUGCUAUGCAGAAAGUUAUAAAAGAAAGGCGGUUUUCUCAGGAUUUUGAGAGAGAAAUUAAAGAAGCAUUUAUAGAUAAAUUAGUGUUUGCAAUUAAUCAGCCUAAUAGAGAAGAGCUGAAUAGCAGUAUUAAAAAUGAAAUGGAAAAAAAUUGCUCAGUUGAGAAUGAUUAUAUAGAAUUACAGGAAAGAGUGUUACAUGAUCUAACAGCUCCAAAAAAGGAUAAAAAACUCGAGAAUCAUGUGUCUAGAAUUAUAUACGAGUUUAACUUAUUAAUGCUCUUCUUGCAUGACAUGUUUUUGUAUGAAAAUAUAUUUUCCAUAAAUUAUGAAGGAAAAAGCCAUGAUAUAUCGAAUAACAUCGCCCUUGAUUAUAAAGACAACAUUACUUACGUAAAGGCUUACAAUUCAACUAGUAAUAUUGGUUACAGUCAGUUAUUUCCCUCAAGACAACAUAUGUUUUCUAUUAAUAACUAUUUUACUCUUUUUGUUGAAGAACUAAGAGAGAGUGCAGAAUACUUUAUUAUUUAUACUAAUGCAAAUUUAGAUCUUACAAAAGAAAAGAAGUUAAAAGAAGGGCGAUCUAAAGAUUUUCAUCCUUUAAAAUUUGAUAAUGAUAAAGCUUUAAGAGAAUGUUCGUGUUCAAAUGAGAAUGGUCUUUAUCGAUUUGUGCAAGAAGCAACAAGAAAAAAGGUUUUAAAUCUAUUAAAGCUUCCACCUUCUUUACAAAAAGAAAAAGAAGAAAAUAGACUUUCUAGUGAAAAUGAACAAAAAAUAAAAGAUAUUUUUUUAGAUAAACUUAUAUUUGCAACAAAUCAACCUAAUAGGAAUGAAUUGAUUAAUAUUAUUAAAGAUGAGAUACAUACAUUCGAUGUUCCGUACAAUUUUGAAGAAUUACAUGAAAUAGCAUUACGUUGGUCAGAAUCUCAUGAAUUUGGCCCUCUUACAAAAGGAAUAAUGGAAAAGCUUUUGGGAGAUAUAAAAUAUAAAAGAUCUAGUUGUAAGAAGAUUCAAAACAAAAAUAUUAAUAAGGAAAUAAAAUUUGCUAAAAGUGUGGUUGGUAGAGAGGGAACACCAGCAUUUAAUCAGUUCUUGAACUUUUUAAUUACGGGAAACGGGAAAAAGUGCCUAGAAGUUUUAAAGAAAGAAGAAAUAGAUCUAUCUAAUAUGUCUAGUAUUUUACAUGUAGCAGGAAGCAAUGCUACAAAAGCUUUUACAAAUUUGUAUGAUAUUUGGUUUACUGAGCAAGGAAUUAAAACUCAAUAUUUAAAAGCUCUAGAAAAAGAAGGAAUCAAUUUAUGUAAUAUGUCUAGUAUUUUAGGCGGAGCAGGAUCUAAUGCUUCUAGAGCUUUUAAAGACCUAUAUGAUCUUUGGUUUGAUGUGGAAGGUAGUAAAACAAAAUAUUUAAAAACCCUAGAAAACGAAAGAAUAUAUUUAGCUCGUAUGUCUAGUAUUUUAAGUGGAGCAGGCGCUAACGCUGCAAAAGCUUUCAAAGACCUAUAUGACCUUUGGUUUGAUGAUGGGGAAGGAAAUAAAACGCAAUAUUUGAAAACCCUAGAAAAAGGAGGAAUUAAUCUAUGUAAUGUGUCAGGUAUUUUAAAUGUAGCAGGAGUUCACGCUGCAAAAGUUUUUAGAGACUUGUAUGAUCUUUGGUUUGAUGAAGAAGGUAAUAAAACACAAUAUUUGAAAACUCUAGAAAAGGAAGGAAUAGAUCUAGCUCGUGUGUCCAGUAUUUUAAGUGGAGCAGGAGCUAACGCUGCAAAAGUAUUUAAAGACUUAUAUAAUAUUUGGUUUGAUGAAGAAGGAAAUAAAACACAAUACUUGAAAACUCUAGAAAAAGAAGGAAUAGGUCUAGCGCGUAUGUCUAGUAUUUUAAGUGGAGCUGGAGUUAAUGCUGCAAAAGCUUUUAAAGACUUAUACGAUAUUUGGUUUGAUGCAAAAGGAAAUAUGAAACGGCAUUUACAACAUUUUAUUGAAGAUAAAUAUAGGAAUAAAAGUUUUACAUUGCAUAACUUGUCUGGUAUAUUAGGUAGAGCAGGAGGUAACUCUAAAGAUGCUUUUGCAAAGUUUCAUAAGGUUUGUUUUAGUGAUAAAGGAAAAAGAACAAACCUUUUAGAUGAUUUCUAUAAUGAAGGUUUUACGCCAAGUAACUUAUCUUCUACAUUAUGUGGAGCAGGAAUUCGUGCUUCUAUCAUUAUAAAGAGAUUGCAUAGUAAUUGUUUCAAUGAGAAAAGAGAAAAAACUAAAUUUCUAGAUGAUUUCCUUAAGGCAGGUUUUAAACCUCGUGAUCUAUGUGGUAUGUUGAGUGCAGCUGCAAAUAGUUUAAUAAAGUUUCAUGAUUUUUGUUUUAUGGCAGAAACAGAAAAGUAUUUGAAUCAUUUCUUAAUUGAGAAAGAAGGUUUUAGACCCAAAAACUUAUCUAAGAUAUUGCAUGGAUCAGGAGCAAAUAUUUGUUCUGCUUUAAAAGAUUUUCAUGAUGUUUGUUUUGAUGAAAUAGGAAACAAAACUCGGCUUUUAGAUGAUUUUUAUGAGGCAGGUUUUACGCCAGGUGAUUUAUCUAAUGUAUUAUCCUUAGCAGGAAACAAUGCUGCUUGCAAUUUAAGAAAAUUUCAUAAAUCUUGUUUUAAUAAAGAAAAUUAUUUACAUAGCUUCUUAGACGGGAAUAAACUUUUUACGCCGAAAUAUUUAUCUAAAAUUUUAUAUGGAGUAGGAAUAAAUAUUUGUCCUAUGUUUAAAAAAUUGCAUGAUCUUUGUUUCGAUAAAGCAGGAAAUACAACAAAAUAUAUAAAAAAUCUUAUUAAAAAUAACCCACCAAAUAGAAUACUUGAUAUAUUAUAUGAAGAAAUUAGAAAAUCUUCUACAUUGUAGGUAAUUAAAAAGUGUCACAUUGAAUUUAAGGAAGCUAAAAAUGAUUUUUAAUCUAAUUACGUUUCAAGAUUUUUGGUUGAUUUUGAAAUAUUGUAACUUUAUUUUACAAAAACUCAGUUUUACAACUCAGGAGUGUGUCCCGAAUAAACACACCUAUAGGUUAAAAAUAUAGCUUGGAAAUUAUGUGGUUGACUGAAAAUAAGCAAUGAGUUUUUCUUCAGUGUUUGAAAAAAGGACAUAAUUUCCUUAAUUUACAGUUGAAAGUUUUUUAGUCUUUCAACUUAUUUUUUACUAGCUGACGCCGCGCGGUUUUAACCGCGUGGUUCCCGUUCCCGUAAGAAUAUGGGGAUAAUAUAUAGCCUAUAGCCUUCCUCGAUAAAUGGUCUAUCUAACACAGAAAGAAUUUUUCAAAUCAGACCAGUAGUUUCUGAGAUUAGCGCGUUCAAUCAAACAAACAAACAAACAAACAACUGAAGAGUUUGUUUGUUUGUUUGUUUGUUUGAUUGAACUUUAUUAUAUUAGUAUAGAUUGAUAAAGGAAAAUUCUUUCCAAAAAGGCCCAUUUGUCACUACUUUUCAUCUUUUGUUUUUUUUUUUGGGAAAAUCGAAAUUAUUGUAAAAGGAAAUUGACUUUAAUAGAGGUCAACUGAGUAACCGAUACUAAAGUCUAUUUCUUCGUCUUCGUAUAGGAUACGCGGGGCCCGCUUUGUGAAAAGUGUUUGCUUUAUUAUUGUUUGGUGAUAUUGAUGCUGUAUUAUUUAACAUAUGUACCUAUGCUGUAUAUGUACCACUUUACAGUGAAUUCCAGAUCAAACCAUCAGUUUGUUAGUGCUGGUUUGCGCAAACAAUUCGUUGCUACGAUUUCAAAUUCAAGACUGGAUGAGAAACUAUAAAUAUCUAUGUAACUAAAUAAAAGAAU
Messenger RNA from Bicyclus anynana (squinting bush brown), 5028 nucleotides. RefSeq lists its product as uncharacterized. The record is from RefSeq and is a predicted model, not a curated record. NCBI's taxonomy places the organism in Eukaryota, Metazoa, Arthropoda, Insecta, Lepidoptera, Nymphalidae. The coding region runs from base 373 to 4110 and encodes 1245 amino acids. The transcript is spliced from 2 exons.